GUAUGCUAGCGAAACGUAGGAGUUUUGUUCGUAGUAUCGCCUCAUUAUUCUCUGCUCUAGGUCAAAUUCACAGGUCAGGUGUGAACCGCCUGACAACACCGCUACAGCGUUUCAAAAGGUUGCAUAAUUCUCUCUUGCAAUCAUUGGAUCGCAAGCUAGCUUGCUACCUCACGCACCCAUCAGAAUGGCUGGCGCGGUGAGUAGCAGAGGUUGUCUCAAAAUAAGGGGCGCUCAAAUAAGGGAUCUCCUCGAUUCUAAACACAACGUCUUAUUCGACUGUGACGGUGUGAUUUGGAACGGCGAAACGGUGGUUACCGGCGCCCCGGAGGUGGUGACUCUGUUGAAGCAACAAGGUAAACGGGUAUUUUUUGUCACAAACAAUUGCACCAGGCCCAGGGAAAACUACGUGCAGAAGUUUUGUAGAUUGGGUUUUACAGAUGUUGCGGAGGAGGAGAUAUUUAGUUCGGCUUACUGCUCUGCGGCGUACCUGCGCGAUGUUGCCAAGGUGCAGGGAAAAGUGUAUGUCAUUGGAUGUCAAGGAGUGUUGAAAGAGCUCCAAGACGCAGGUGUCCCCGUCGUUGAGGAAGACAACGACAGCUCGUCUUUCAGCAUUUAUGACUUUCCGUUAGAUCCAGACGUCAGAGCUGUACUCGUUGGUUACGAUGAAAACUUUAACUUCAUGAAACUGGCUAAGGCUUGUUGUUACCUUCGGAACUCUGAAUGCCUGUUCUUGGCCACCGACCCUGACCCUUGGCACCCGCUCCGAGGAGGAAGAAUCACACCAGGUUCUGGAAGUCUCACGGCAGCCUUGGAGACAGCCAGUAACCGUAAAGCAACGGUUAUCGGAAAACCGAGCCGCUUCAUGUACGAAUGCAUCGCCAGCCAAUUCGAUUUGGACCCGGCCAGGUCGCUCAUGAUCGGCGACCGCCUGGAGACGGACAUUCUCUUCGGCAUCAACUGUGGCCUUGCGACGAUGCUUACCCUGACCGGUGUGUCGACUUUCGAAGAAGCACAGCAAUACAAGGACAGUGAUUCGCCAGAGAAAAAGGACUUUGUGCCGGAUUACGUGGUCGAAUCCAUCGCAGACUUCUUGCAGGUGUUGGAAGAGUAGUGACGUCAGCGGCAAUGCUUCAAAAAGUCUGUGUUUGAGACUCAAAAUGUUGCGUCAGUGGUCCGCUCUGACAUUUGCUGUCAUUGCUCUGUGUCCAGCCUCUUUCUCUGUACUGUCUGUCAUUAAGGUUUACUCAGAUUUACCGUAUGUGUUGAGAUCUCUUUGGGUUAAAGCAGUCGUCAUUCCCCGAGCAGUGUCAUAUUGCCUUGAGCAAUCUUUAAGGGCCUUGUGCCUCCGAAAAAGCACACCCCCAACCCCCGACCCCAGAAGUAUUUGGAGGGUUUGGAAUGCACCCUUACGCUCAACUAGACUGAGGCAUGCCCCAGUAAAACCUCACAUGAAGCAUUAGUUAUAUAGGACCAUUAGAAAAAAAAAUCUUGGAGUGUUGUAGCUGUAAUCAUUCAAAAAUGUUUCGCUCUGUCAUAAAAGGAGCAGUUAAACAGUAAUACUAACACAUAGCCAGUUAUGUAACUUUAGAGAACCUAGGCUGUCCCUUGUACAGUUUUUGUAGAACUUGGUUUAAAAGUGACAGCCUCUGUGUUACUAUGGAAACUGUGUCAAGGAGUCCACGGAAAGCCAACUGGCUGUGUUCUCCUGUGCGUGAGUUUACAAGGGUCAAGCUCCCUCUUGUGGCCACAAAUGGACACGCAACUUGUAGGUACAGUUAAGUGAAUGCUGCUCUCCUCCAAGCAAUACUGGACAACACUGUGUCGUUUGUAGUCUGUUUAAAAAAAAAAAAAAAAAUGGAAAAAGUGAUAGAGGUGGCAUGGCUUUGCUCUCCUCAAAUCAGAAGACAGGAGCAGGUGAUGGGGAGACUUGUGACCGUGGUAACCAUGCAUUC
Chanos chanos (milkfish) is the source of this 1952-nucleotide messenger RNA. RefSeq names its product pyridoxal (pyridoxine, vitamin B6) phosphatase (gene pdxp). Bases 185 to 1111 code for a protein of 308 amino acids. The record is from RefSeq and is a predicted model, not a curated record. The transcript has 2 exons. Lineage: Eukaryota; Metazoa; Chordata; Actinopteri; Gonorynchiformes; Chanidae. Gene Ontology annotation, molecular function: phosphatase activity. Gene Ontology annotation, cellular component: cytosol; cytoplasm.